Rubroshorea leprosula is the source of this 551-nucleotide messenger RNA. The record is from the annotation of a GenBank genome assembly. Lineage: Eukaryota; Viridiplantae; Streptophyta; Magnoliopsida; Malvales; Dipterocarpaceae.
UGGCCAAAAUGAUGGUUCUGAUUCUCCUAGAACUCCAAAAUCCAGGCUAGGUAUUCUAGAGAGAAAUUCAAAUGCCUCACUUGAAGACAGUGCAACCUUGCAGAGAACUGUUAACAUGCCUGGUGUUGAAAAAGCUUAUCUUCUGGCUGAUGAUGCAGGCAAAGGCUGCAAUGCAAGCGGGAUUGAGAAAAGGAAAUGCAAAAGAAAGGUCUGCAUUGGGCAUGAUUGGUAUUUCUGCUCGGGAAAGUCAAAGAGGAGAUGAAAUGGCUAACAGCUCUGAUUCUUCCAGAUCACGUCAAGCAAGCCACGAUGAUGAAAGGGCAAAGAUAGCAUCAUCAUCUGCACCACUGUCAUUGUUGCUUAUUCCUUCCUUAACAGAGGCCCUUGCUGAUGAGUCGAAAGGGUUAGUUGUGCGUGCAGUUACAAAUUCUCUUGUGAAUAUGGAGAAUAAAAACCCUGGAUCUAGUGAACCUCUUGUUUGCAAGUUGCUUGAGAGAUUGGCAAGGUUAGAAACUUUUCAGUAGCCCAAAAAAGAAAGAAUUCAUUCACUU